AGCAUCCCCACACCCAGGUAUACCCUACCAUUAACAAUAUCAUGCUGCUCUGCAAGGCCACCCCCACACCCAGGUAUACCCUACCAUUAACAAUAUCAUGCUGCUCUGCAAGGCCACUGGCAUCCCCACACCCAGGUAUACCCUACCAUUAACAAUAUCAUGCUGCUCUGCAAGGCCACUGGCAUCCCCACACCCAGGUAUACCCUACCAUUAACAAUGUCAUGCUGCUCUGCAAGGCCACUGGCAUCCCCACACCCAGGUAUACCCUACCAUUAACAAUAUCAUGCUGCUCUGCAAGGCCAUCCCCACACCCAGGUAUACCCUACCAUUAACAAUAUCAUGCUGCUCUGCAAGGCCACUGGCAUCCCCACACCCAGGUAUACCCUACCAUUAACAAUAUCAUGCUGCUCUGCAAGGCCACUGGCAUCCCCACACCCAGGUAUACCCUACCAUUAACAAUAUCAUGCUGCUCUGCAAGGCCACUGGCAUCCCCACACCCAGGUAUACCCUACCAUUAACAAUAUCAUGCUGCUCUGCAAGGCCACCCCCACACCCAGGUAUACCCUACCAUUAACAAUAUCAUGCUGCUCUGCAAGGCCACUGGCAUCCCCACACCCAGGUAUACCCUACCAUUAACAAUAUCAUGCUGCUCUGCAAGGCCACUGGCAUCCCCACACCCAGGUAUACCCUACCAUUAACAAUAUCAUGCUGCUCUGCAAGGCCACUGGCAUCCCCACACCCAGUUUCCGCUGGGUAAAGGAUGGUAAGAAGUUGAACUGGAUGGGACAUAAUGGUUCUGGAAAUUUCACAGCCCAUGGCGACAAGCCGCUCAGUGAUUACCAAGGACACUACCGUUGUUACGCCGACAACACCCUGGGAACAGCCAUGACACACACCGUCAAACUCAUCACUGAAUCGACACCGACCCUCCCUAAGCAGAAGAGAUCACAUAAAACGGCAGAGGAAGGAGCUAGUGUUGUUCUCCACUGCAACCCUCCCAGGAGCUCCACCAUCCCUCACAUACACUGGAUGGACAAGAAACUGCUCCAUAUAGGUCAGAGUGAGCGUGUGACGACAGGUCUGGAUGGGAACUUGUACUUUGCCAAUGUGUUGAAGAACGACAGUCGAGAUGACUACACUUGUAAUGCUCAAUACAUCUCUGCGAGGACCAUCCUGCCUAAAGAACCCAUCUCACUCACUGUCACACCUAGUAAUGACGUGGCUCGUGGCAGGAAGCCCCAGCUGAUGCAACCUCAGGGCCCCCACAGCUCUCACCUGGCCCUCAGGGGCCACAGCCUGGUACUGGAGUGUAUACCUAAAGGGCUUCCUACUCCUUCGGUAUUGUGGAAGCAUAUGGAUGUUAAUCUGUCGGAGACAGGAGCCUGGACAGAUAACCACGGCAGGUGGCUUCGGUUUGACAGCAUAACCCAGAAGGCAGACGGAGAGUAUGAGUGUCUGGCUUCAAACACACAUGGAUCCGUCACACACUCCUACACUGUCACUGUGGAAGCUGAGCCGUACUGGGUGAAGGAGCCCCCGUCACUGUUGUACUCCCCUGGGGAGACAGUGAGGCUAGACUGUCAGGCCGAGGGUAUCCCCACCCCUACUGUCACAUGGAGUAUAAACGGAGAGCCUGUCGCAGAGGUAGACAUUGACCCUAGGCGGCGGGUGACCGGAGGGGUGUUGGUCCUAAAAGAUGUAGUGUUUGGUGAUACGGCGGUGUACCAGUGUGAAGCCACCAACAAACACGGAAAUAUCCUCAAAAAUACAUACAUCUAUGUCAUUGAGCUGCCAGCUCAGAUCCUGUCCUCUGAUGGGGUGGUAUAUCAAGUUACGGAGGGGGGCGUGGCCAGACUGCAUUGUGAGGCCUUCGGGUCACCCCGUCCACAGGUCACAUGGGAGAGUGAGGAUCUCCAGAACACCUUGCUGUCGGACAGUCGUGUGUCUCAGCUGACCAAUGGGACGUUAGAGCUGUUUAAUAGUAGCAGGGAGGACAGUGGAGUCUACACCUGCUCCAUUACACACAGCAACAUCUCCAUCACCGCUCACCUGGAGGUCCUCAAACGUACGGUGAUGCUGAUCGGUCCCCAGGCUGUAGAGGUUACGAGGGGAGGAGACUCUUGGUUGGACUGUCAUUUCACCUUUGACCCCCAUCUGAACCCACCCCAGAUCCUCUGGAGGAAAGACGGACAGAAGAUCAUGGAGUCUUCACUGGGAGACAAGUACACUCUACUUGGGAAUGGAACCCUCAGAGUGACAGACGUUCAAUCAGCAGACGAAGGGCUUUACUCCUGUGAGGUCAUCACAGAUCUGGACAGCGUAUUGGCCAGUGGCUCCAUCACUGUAGUGGCCUGUCCCAGCCCUCCAGUGUUUCUGUCUCUGUCUGAAGAGCAGGACCACAACCUGACUCUCAGCUGGACACCUGGAAACACACACAACUCCCCCACCACAGAGUUUGUGGUGGAGGUAAAGGAGGAGAAACAUCCUGAGGGGAAGUGGGAGUCACACCGUGUGACUGGGGAUGUCAAUCAUCUGGAGUUACACCUCCUCCCGUACUCCACCUACCGCUUCCGGGUCAGCGGGGUCAACAGACUGGGGAGGAGCGACCCGUCAGAAAUCUCUGAGGCCUACAGCACCCUACCCACAGUUCCUGAAAGUUACCCUCUAAAUGUGCGUAGUGAGUCUACAGAACCAGGAACACUGGUCAUCAUGUGGGAGGAAAUUGACCGUCGUUUGUACAACGGGUCGGGGUUCCAGUAUAAGGUGUCAUGGCGACAGGUUCAGGAGCAUCACUGGAGCCAUACCCAUGUUCCACAUCCUCCCUACCUGGUGAACGGAACCAGAGCGUUCUCUAGUUAUGAGAUGAAGGUCCAGGCUAUCAACUCUCUGGGCGAGGGGCCGCAUCCUGUUCCCGUUAUAGGACACUCUGGAGAGGACUACCCGCUGGCCUCUCCAUCUAAAAUCAGUGUGUCAGUAGAUAACAGCUCAGCCAUUGUAAGGUGGCAGCCGGUUGACACACACACGGUCCAGGGUCACCUGCUGGGUUAUAAGAUAUAUCUGAAGAGGUUGGGUUCCCAGGGAGGAAGAGAGCAUAGAGUGAUGGGACGCAGAGAGGUGAGAGAGAUUAAGGGAGGAGUGGAGCGAGGGACGGAGAGAAAGGAGGAGAGGUGGGUUGUGGAGGUGGACGGCAACAAGACAAAAGAGGUGGUGACGGGGCUCAAACUCUAUUCCCUGUACGAGCUGUCAAUGACAACCUUCAACAGAAAGGGGGAGGGGCCUCACUCACCGACACACCCCUUCAGGACACCGGAGGGAGUUCCUGGUCCUCCUGCCUCUCUGGAUUUUGAGAGUCCGUCGGAGACAGAGUUAACCCUUCACUGGAGGCCCCCCACUCAGCCCAACGGACAACUUGUGGGAUAUGUUCUACAGUACCAACAGAUUUCAGACAGCCGAAACAGUCCUCCUCAGGUAGAGGUGAUCUAUGACCCCACGGUGACCCACUUACCGUUGGAAGGUCUGGACCCUCAUAGCCGCUACGUCUUCUACCUGAGGGGACGCACAUCUGCCGGACAGGGACCCCCAAUCACACGGGAGUGUGCCACCCUGCUGGACGGAGUACCUCCCAGUAACAUCAGUACAGUGGUAGGAGAAAGGUCAGUCAACCUGAGCUGGGUCCCUGGAGACAGAUAUAGGAACCACAGCUUCCACAUCAAAUACCUCAGCAAGACUGUUGGGGGUAAGUGGGAGGAGUCAGAACAGGUUAACACGUUGCAGGCAUUCUAUUCGCUUACGGGUCUUCAGCCUGGAACACAGUACCGCCUCCUCAUCACCCAUGGCAACUACACACACUGGGAGGACGAGAUACAGACCACCGGUCCAGAGCUACGUGGUGUGGAAGGUGAUUUUGCUACUCAAGGCUGGUUCAUAGGGCUGAUCAGUGCUGUAGUGUUGCUGUUGUUGCUGCUUCUGGUUCUCUGUUUCAUCAAGAGGAGUAAAGGGGGCAAGUACGCAGUGAAAGACAAGGAAGAGAGUCAGAUGGACUCCGAGGCUCGGCCAAUCAAAGACGAGACGUUUGGAGAGUACAGAUCUCUGGAAAGUGAUGGUGAUGAGAAGCGGUCAGUCAGUCAGCCAUCUCUGUGUGUGGAGAGUAAACUGGGGAGUGACGACUCCCUUGCCGAAUACGGAGACAGUGUCGACAUCCAGUUCAACGAGGACGGCUCUUUCAUUGGUCAAUACAGCGGCCGAGGGCCCGCCCCUACAGGAAAUGAGAGCUCUGGCCCCGCCUCCCCUGUCAAUCUAGACCCACCGCCUCCUCCGAUAGGCCCCUCCUUCGCUGGAAUACUGGACAGGACCAGUUAAAUAGAACAGACACACACACCAUCAGACCGCCUGCAUGAAGACCUCUCAUUCCUGACACUACUGCCAUCAGACUGCCUGCAUGAAGACACAUCAUUCCUGACACUACUGCCCUCAGACUGCCUGCAUGAAGACACAUCAUUCCUGACACUACUGCCUGCCUGCCUGCUAGACAUACACAAGUCCAGUACAUUCCAUGGGGGUACAGAGAAGUCAUUUACAGAUCAGCUUGCCUUCUCUACUCCACGUUUACACACACGGUAAUACACACAGGGUAGUACACACAUCUGGUUACACACAGUAAUACACACACUCAGAAUGCAGCAGCCACUACUCCAAAACCCUUUGACGCAGUGUACCAUAGCGCACUUCGUUUUAUCACAGGUAACAGGUUUAAUCCUCACCACUGCGUCCUUUAUCAGAAGGUCUGCUCAACAUCAAUAAAAUCUCCUAGAACACUUCAUUACUCCCUUUUUGUUGACAAAGCAUCCAACACUUAUCUUAAAAUGUAAAAUGCAAUGCACCAAACUCGCUCACAGGGCUGGUCAACUCUUAAGGUCCCUCGUGUCUCUACCAACCAAUCAGAUUUUAGUUUCAACACCCCCCCCCCCCCCCCCCCCCCAUCUUGAAUCCCUGGUGCCAAUAGGGCAGUUUAGAAUCCUGAUGGAACUCACUGAUGUGUGUGAGGGUUCUUUAGAAUGCUGAUGGAACUCACUGAUGUGUGUGAGUGUUCUUUAGAAUGCUGAUGGAGCUCACUGAUGUGUGUGAGGGUUCUUUAGAAUGCUGAUGGAACUCACUGAUGUGUGUGAGGGUUCUUUAGAAUGCUGAUGGAACUCACUGAUGUGUGUGAGUGUUCUUUAGAAUUCUGAUGGAACUCACUGAUGUGUGUGAGUGUUCUUUAGAAUGCUGAUGGAACUCACUGAUGUGUGUGAGUGUUCUUUAGAAUGCUGAUGGAACUCACUGAUGUGUGUGAGUGUUCUUUAGAAUGCUGAUGGAGCUCACUGAUGUGUGUGAGGGUUCUUUAGAAUGCUGAUGGAACUCACUGAUGUGUGUGAGUGUUCUUUAGAAUGCUGAUGGAACUCACUGAUGUGUGUGAGGGUUCUUUAGAAUGCUGAUGGAACUCACUGAUGUGUGUGAGUGUUCUUUAGAAUGCUGAUGGAACUCACUGAUGAGUGUUCUGGUUGACUGUAAUAAUGUAUUUGUGUUGUAGUGUUUCUGUAACUGCUGUUUUAUUAAAUGAUCAUAUUGAAUAGUUUGUUCUCAGGGCACCACUGAGACGUUGGGCUUCCCUGAACACAUACAAGUUUAAUAAAAACACACACCUAAGAGCCCGACCAAACCCUGACACUCUUAGUCCAACCAUCCGUCCUUCUCUCCAUCUCUCCAUCUCCUCUCCUCAUCCCUCCUCUUCUCUCCAUCUCUCCGUCUCUCCUCCCCUGAGAGAGAAGGGGUAGGAGAUGAAGAGAAGAGAAACCUUAUCCUUACCCUAACCCUCAUACUAACCCUAACCUUUAAACCCUAAUUCUAACUUGUAAUUGUAACCCUAAAACUUAAAAUAGCCUUUUUCCUUGUGGGGACCAGCAAAAUGUUCCCACUUGUCUGAAUGUUCCUUGUUUUACUUAUGGUACCCCCAAUGAUAGUACAAACACACACACACACACACACUCUCUCUCUUCUCCUCUUUCUGUCUUUCUCUCUCUUUCUCUUUCUCUUUCUCUUUCUCUUCUCUUCUCCCGCCCCUAUGGAAUCCAUGGACUAGUCAAGCUCUGUAGCAAACUUCUACUACUGGGCUGAAGGAGGAGGGGGCAAUGGAGGAAGGAAGAACAGAGGAGGGAGAGGGAGGUAGAGAGAUGGAGAGAAGAGGGAGGAGAGAAUCAGAAGUAUCAUUCUCUGAAUGUAAAUAGAAGCUGAAGAUUGUUAUCUAUCUGAUCAUUAUUUGAUCAUUUCAAUUGAUCCUUUUUCAAAGUGAUUAGUUUAAUGUAACUUGGUUUUGUAGCUCCCACUGCUCUCUUCAGUUAGACUGCUGUUCCUGUGUGUCAUCAUAUCUAUGAUAAUAAUCAUCACAACCUGGAUGGUUUCACUCUUUCUGUAUUGGCUUGUAGUCCAGACGCUUGUGUUUAGAUCCUAGAAAAUCGUUCAACUUAUGUUUCUGUAUGUUAGAUAAACAGCAGCUAGAGAUUAUUGAUAAGAAAUGUCAUCUGUAACAAUUUAUUAGUUAACAUUGAUAAGUAAUGUCAUCUGUAGAACAAUUUAUUAGUUAACAUUGAUAAGUAAUGUCAUAUCUGUAACAAUUUAUUAGUUAACAUUGAUAAGAAAUGUCAUCUGUAACAAUUUAUUAGUUAACAUUGAUAAGAAAUGUCAUCUGUAGAACAAUUUAUUAGUUAACAUUGAUAAGUAAUGUCAUAUCUGUAACAAUUUAUUAGUUAACAUUGAUAAGUAAUGUCAUAUCUGUAAAACAAAAAGGACAAACCAAAGUUCAGUCAACGUUAAAAGAACAUGAUAUCAUCAUUACAUCAUCGCCAGGAGUAGAAGCUCAACGCAUCACGUCUUUUGAAAAGUGGGCAGGGCAAAGAGGAACAGGAGAGAAGCCUGUUUGGCCCAGAGCACAGAGGCCAGUUUGGGGUGUUGUUCCAGGUAUAGCAGUGUCCCUGGGCAUCUCAGAAGAUUGAUAUGUCAUAUUAAUGUGGUUGAACACUUUUAACGGCAUUGUGAGCAGAGAGACUGCAAUAUAGACAAACUGGAAUGAACCCAAUACGCUCUACAGACUCCUCCCUGGUCUUGUCCAGCCUCUGCUCUAUGCUAGUCGGUACUAGGAAAGUUAGACAUUUCCGACUUGCUAAUUUGUUGAAUAUGGCAAGUACAACAAUUAGCAUGCAAGAGAUUUUGGAGUUUCCUAGUUCCGACUAAGAAGUUAAUGUGCCAUAUCUGUCAGGCUGUCUGGGUCAAUUCAGUUUUGAAGUAAUGAGUUGAAAAAUCCUCUUAGGUUAAUUUCCAAUUGAUUUCUGUCUGCCUGUCUGUCGUCUGUCUGUCUCUGUCUGUCGCAGCCUUCUUUUACAACUAUAAACACAGAGAAAAACAACAAAAACUACAAAAGGGAAAUCUUUAAAUAUGAAUAUUUUACAAUAACCAAUAAGUAUAUGACUAAUAUUAAUAAUAAUAUCAACAUUAAUAUUAAUACUGAAGUCUCACAUAGGUACUGGGGGAGGAAGGGAGGGAUGAACACAGAGGGGAGGGUUAAACAACUGAUAUUGUACCUGCUUGUUGUGUAUCUUAUUAAUUAACCCCACAGCUAAUAAUAAACUGGGACUAUGCAUAACUAA
This is a messenger RNA of Oncorhynchus mykiss (rainbow trout), 7676 nucleotides long. Lineage: Eukaryota; Metazoa; Chordata; Actinopteri; Salmoniformes; Salmonidae. The record is from RefSeq and is a predicted model, not a curated record.